Molecule: messenger RNA, 913 nt
Organism: Lutzomyia longipalpis
Lineage: Eukaryota; Metazoa; Arthropoda; Insecta; Diptera; Psychodidae
Gene: RpS6
Product: 40S ribosomal protein S6
Exons: 3
Coding region: 119-865 (248 amino acids)
Biological process (GO): translation
Cellular component (GO): ribosome
Molecular function (GO): structural constituent of ribosome
Source: RefSeq, a predicted model, not a curated record
CCUUGUGGUCAGCUGGGUUUCGCCGCCUAUGUUAGAAAACAUCGAAUUUUGACAGCUCAAACAUCGCUUCGGAUCUCAUCUCUCUUUUUCCGUGUGGCCGAUGAUAUAGGACGCCAACAUGAAGUUGAACGUGUCGUAUCCCGCUACGGGAUGCCAGAAACUCUUCGAAGUUGUGGACGAUCAUAAAUUGAGAAUCUUCUAUGAGAAGCGUAUGGGAGCUGAGAUUGAAGCCGAUCCCCUGGGUGAUGAGUGGAAAGGUUAUGUCCUCCGCAUCUCCGGAGGCAAUGACAAGCAGGGUUUCCCCAUGAAACAGGGUGUCCUGACCAAUGUUCGUGUGCGUUUGCUCCUGAAGAAGGGACAUUCCUGCUACAGGCCCCGUCGUACUGGAGAGCGCAAGCGGAAGUCAGUGCGCGGAUGCAUUGUGGACGCUAACAUGUCCGUCCUGGCACUCGUGGUGGUGCGCAAAGGAGAGAAGGACAUCCCUGGGCUCACCGACAACCAGGUUCCACGUCGCUUGGGACCCAAGAGGGCUUCGAAAAUCCGUAAGCUGUACAAUUUGAGCAAGGAGGACGAUGUGCGUCAGUAUGUGGUGCGACGCCCACUGCCCGUCAAGGAGGGGAAGAAGCCACGCACAAAGGCCCCCAAGAUUCAGCGUCUCAUCACGCCAGUUGUGCUUCAGCGCAAGAGACACCGUGUGGCACUCAAGAAGAAGCGCUCAGUGCGUGCCAAGGAGCAAGCGGCAGAAUAUGCCAAGCUCCUUGCUCAGCGCAGGAAGGAGGAUAAGGUGAAGAAGGAGGAGGCCAAGAGGCGUCGGUCUGCCUCACUCCGAGAAUCGAAAUCCUCUAGCAUUAGCGAUAAGAAAUAAAAAACUUUCCUGAAAUGAGGAUUCGCUAAUAAAACAAUAAAAAAUAAA